Pogona vitticeps (central bearded dragon) is the source of this 1998-nucleotide messenger RNA. It is a transcript of the gene FAF2, whose product is annotated as Fas associated factor family member 2. The record is from RefSeq and is a predicted model, not a curated record. Gene Ontology annotation, cellular component: endoplasmic reticulum. Gene Ontology annotation, biological process: ERAD pathway. Gene Ontology annotation, molecular function: ubiquitin binding. Lineage: Eukaryota; Metazoa; Chordata; Lepidosauria; Squamata; Agamidae.
AGAGCGUAGACGGAAGUGUCGAAUUGUCGCGUCACGUCCGUGCGGUGACGCAGCCGCGGGUCAGAGGCGGCUGGAAGAUGGCGGCUCCGGAGGAGCGGGAUUUGUCGGCAGAGCAGACGGAGAAGCUGCUUCAGUUCCAGGAUUUGACUGGCAUAGAGUCCAUGGACCAAUGUCGUCAUACACUGGAACAACACAACUGGAAUAUAGAGGCAGCUGUCCAGGACCGGUUGAAUGAACAAGAGGGUGUCCCAAGUGUCUUCAAUCCACCACCUUCUCGACCGUUACAGGUCAACACUGCUGACCACAGGAUCUACAGCUAUGUUGUUUCAAGACCGCAACCAAGGGGCUUGUUAGGCUGGGGUUACUAUUUGAUAAUGCUUCCAUUCCGAUUUACAUAUUAUACAUUACUUGAUAUAUUUAGGUUUGCUUUGCGUUUCAUACGCCCUGAUCCUCGUAGUCGGGUCACUGACCCUGUGGGUGACAUUGUUUCAUUUAUUCAUAUGUUUGAAGAAAAAUAUGGAAGAGUACAUCCUGUCUUCUACCAGGGAACAUACAGCCAGGCACUGAAUGAUGCAAAGAGGGAGCUACGUUUCCUCCUCGUUUACCUUCAUGGUGAUGACCAUCAAGACACUGAUGAAUUUUGUCGGAACACACUCUGUGCACCAGAAGUUAUCUCUCUUAUAAAUACCAGGAUGCUUUUCUGGGCUUGUUCCACAAAUAAACCAGAAGGAUAUAGAGUGUCUCAGGCUUUGCGUGAGAACACCUACCCAUUCCUCGCAAUGAUUAUGCUGAAGGAUCGUAGAAUGACCGUAGUUGGAAGGUUAGAAGGACUCAUCCAACCUGAUGACCUCAUGAACCAAUUGACAUUUAUCAUGGAUGCCAACCAGACAUACCUGGUGUCUGAGCGCCUGGAAAGAGAAGAAAGAAACCAAACUCAGGUGCUGAGACAGCAGCAGGAUGAAGCAUACCUGGCUUCCUUACGGGCAGAUCAAGAAAAAGAGCGCAAGAAAAAAGAAGAACGUGAGAAGAAGAAGAGAAAGGAGGAGGAGGUACAGCAGCAGAAACUGGCAGAGGAAAGACGGAAACGGACCCUACAGGAGGAGAAGGAAAGAAAAUCUGAAUGCCUUCCACCAGAACCUCAUCCUGAUGAUCCAGAAAGUGUCAAGAUCAUCUUCAAAAUGCCCAAUGACUCUCGGGUGGAAAGGCGAUUCCAUUUUACACAAUCUUUAUCAGUGAUCCAUGAUUUCCUGUUCUCUUUGAAAGAGAGCCCAGAGAAGUUCCAGAUUGAGGCCAACUUUCCUCGCCGUGUCCUGCCCUGCCUUCCAACAGAGGAAUGGCCCAACCCACCCACGCUGCAAGAAGCUGGACUCAGCCACACGGAAGUUCUUUUUGUGCAGGACCUCACGGACGAUUGACAUUUCACCCCAAAAUAUACAGAGAUGGAAAAAGAUUCAUAUUAUAAUACGAUAUUUUUUUUAAAGACUGCUGCGUACAAAUGAGGGAUCAGAGACUAUGUGGCCUGGGGCAGCCACAUCAUGUGUCUGCACUGGUGGGAGAAAUGGCACACUCGCACACACUCAACCCCUUUUACAUUCAGAGGGUGGAUGAGAGGGGCCACAGUUGCCAUCCCAGGAGAAGGUCAGAAAUAUCAGCUCUGGGUCAAUACGGCGUUUCUUAAACGUAAUACACCCCGGCAUUCUGACAUUAGAAGACUGGAUGUUUUGCUGCUUGUGAUAGCUAGAGGACUGUAUCUGUGGGUCGGGCAGACAUCUUGUGCCCUGUUUGGGAGGGACAGACAGAGGGUUAUUACUUCCAGCUUCUCAUUCUGUAUAAAUCUUUUAAAACUUCUGCUUUGUAAUGACCAAAGGAGAACAGGGGUAACAGUUGAAUUUUUUUUAAAAUAAGGAGCUGGUUGACAUUCUUAACAGGGGUUCUUCUCCCAGGUUGUUAGCCUACAUAGUGUAAUAAAACUCUGGCUCUAGUGUGCCUGUGCUAACA